UAAAAACAUGAAAGUUGAGACAUUUUUAUACAUUCUGCUAAUUUUGGGGUAUUUCGGAGUAAGUGGUUAAGCAAAUUAACCCGCAGGAGUACAAUCAACACCACAAACCGACAGUCAACCUGCAUAUCUUUGUUCGACAGGUAAUAAUGAAGAAUAUACAAUAGGCUAUUUUUUCAAUGAUUAGAUCUGUAUGUCUUGCAUGAUAGUUGCAGGAGGAUUAUGCACAUGUAAAACAUAUAAUGGCUGUGAUACUCUUACUUGCAAUGAUGGUUAUUACUAAGUUGGAUAGUAUAUUUAAAUAUCAUAUAAUAUAGAUCUUGCAUCACAAUUCCUGACAGCAAUUGUGCCAAAGGUGGUUUAUCAGCCGAUGGAACGAGCAUAGUGUGUUACUCAUGUAAAGCUGGUACUUCGACAACAUUGAUUGGUAUAUUUAAUAAUUAUAUAAUAGGUGGAAUAUGUGUUUCGAAUAAUAAUUGUUAAACCUUCGAUGUGAAUACUGGUAUUUGUACAAAAUGUACUGAUGGAUUCUACAAUGUAAUGGCUGAAUACACUCCCAGUGAAUAUUUUGAUACAACAGCAUCCACUUGGACUUCAACUAAUUAUCCUUUAUACUUCCAAAACAUCAAUUAAUGUAAAUCUUGCAAUGCAGCCGCCUCAUGCAAAACUUGUAAUUUCCUGUAAUUAUAUUCAUGAUUAAUUACUUUAGUACUUAAUGCACAGAAUGUAUUGAUAGUUACUAUUUGACUGGAAUUACAUGUACACCAUGUAUUUCAGGAUGUUAAAAAUGUAGUGAUACUACAUCUUGUUCUGUGUGCUUGACAUCAUACUAAUUGACAAAUACAAACACCUGUUAGUAAUGUAAUGGAUCCUAAUAUUGGGAUACACAAAACAAAAAUUGUGUUGAUUGUACAACAAUAGAUCCCAAUUGCACAGCAUGUACUUCUAAUGCAUGCACAACUUGUGGUGCUGGUAACUACGCUGUUAAUGGGGUAUGUAAAACAUGUACAGGAUAUCCAUCAACAUGUUCUGCUUGUGAUGCAAAUAGCAAUUGUACCAGUUGUUCUUCGGUCUCACCUAUUUCCAUCUUACAAAAUGGUGCAUGUAAAUCAUGUCCCACUAAUUGCUAAUCUACAUCAAAUUGCUCAUACAAUACAUAAAAUAACACUACAGUUUGUUCCUUAUGUCAAGAUCUUUAUUACGUAACCUCAUCAGGACAAUGUGCUAGGUGUGAUUCAGCCGGAGAAAGCAAUGGUUUAAGAUGUCAUUAUGAUGCAACUGUUGCCGGUAACAUAGUCUACACCUAAUGCAAACCCCCUUAUUUCUUGGCUAAUAACAAAUGUACAUAAGCCUAAUCUACUAACACUUGUGCCAAAUUACAAGUACCAACAGAUUAAACUGCAAUCAAUAAUCAAAAUUGUGCUGAAUGCUGGCCUGGAUAUAUUUAAAGUGGUGCUACUUGUUUCUAAUGUACCAAUUGUCAAUCUGGAAGUUGUUCCUUAAAUACAAGUAAUUAACCAUCAUGCACUCUAUGCGUUGACGGAUACUAUUCUGAUUCCAAUCAAAAAUGUCAAUCCUGUAUUUCCAAUUGUACUUCUUGCAGUGGACCUGCUAUUGGAGAUUGCACAAAUUGCUAAGCUGGUUAUUUCAAGGGAACUAAUUCAUGCUCCGCUUGUACAGUUGACAGUAACAAUCACGCAACUUGUUUGGUUUGUUAAGAUGCUACCAACUGUUCCAGUUGCAUAAAUGGAUACUAUGUUUCAAAUGGAUUAUGUUUGGCCUGCUAAUACGGAUGCAGCUAAUGUACUAGCCCAGGAAAUGUAUGCACAUCAUGUAUCAGCGGAUACUAUUUGUAAAAUGGAGGUUGUGUUUAAGAUAAUGGAAAUUGUUAUUCCACUGAUAAGGUCAAUGUACUCACUACAAUUUAAGCUAAUUAAACCAAUGGUUGUUAGAUAUGUAAUUAUGGUUUCUACUUGACCAGUGGAUGGUUAACUUAAUCAACAUCAUCAUAGAUUCAAGAUUUCGUUUGCAUGUAAUGUGUUUAUCCUUAAACUGCUGUAUUUUUAUUUGUUUUAUCCUUUUUAGUUUGUUUGCAGAACUAACCCAUAAGAUGUUUCUGUCCAAUCUGUCUAAUCCACAGUGACCACUCUACCAUCCAGCAGUCAAUACUUUACCAAGGGUUCUGUUGUUACCACUAUUUCCAAUUUCGGCUUAUUAGAUACUAGAUAUACCUAGGCCACAUGUGCUCCUGGAUACUUCUGGACCAAUCAAAGUUGCAUGCCUUGCAUGUCCAUCACUAAUGGUACAUGUACACAAUGUACUAAUCUCACUGCUUGUUAAUAAAUUACAUGCUCUGCUAACUACUUCUUAACCACUAUCAAUAACAACUAAUUGUGUGCUCCCAUACCAGCUGGAUGCAGUGAACUGACUUAUUCAACUACACUUCUUGCCUUAGCAUGCACAAAAUGCAAUACUGGAUAUACUCUUGUUGGUUCUUCCAUCUGUGUUUCAAAUACAGGUUGUCAAACAGUCAAUCCAAGCACUGGAAUAUGUACUCAAUGUUCAGAUGGUUUCUAUUUCAAUUGGGAUUUCGUCCUGAAUGCAUAAUAAAAUGCUCCAACUACCAACACCAAAUAUUACUCCACAUUCAACUAAUUCUGUUCACCAUGUUAAGCAGGAUGCUAGACUUGCCCAUCCCAAUACACAUGUACUUUAUGCUUACCAGGAUAUUUCUGGUACUAAUCAACAGUGACAACCAACACAGGUGCAUUUAUUAAGUACAGUUCCAGCUUGACAUCAAAUAUGUCAGGAUAAUGUGUUGCAUGUCCUAAAUAUUGUUAGACUUGUACAUCAGCCACUACUUGCAGUACAUGCUAUACUAAUUUCUAACCUGAUCCUAACUCAACUGUCGGUGCUUGUAUGUGUCCAUCAGGAUAUAAUUUAAUAACUUCUGGUACAUCAGUAACAUGUAUCUAAUAAACACAAACUACUGCAACUUGUAAUAUAACUGCUUGUUCUCAAUGCAAUGCCGAUAACACUCAAUGUUUGGCUUGCUUAGCACAAUACCAAGGAAAGUCCUACACUUUAUUGGGAUCAACUUGUGUGACCUGUUCAUAAAAUUGCAGUCAAUGCACAUUAAUGACUGGCAGCACAAGUCAAACUACCUGCCAAGUUUGCUAGAAUGGAUACUAUAAGACACAAAGCGCCAAUGAUCAACCAGUCCUCUGUUCUAUUUGCUCAUAAACUGGAGCUCUCUUAUGUCAAGGUCCUUUGGAAAAUGCCACUUUCACAUAAGUCACAGUUAUCUAAUGUCAAAAUAACUAUUAUUUAUAUAAUGGAGCAUGUGUCCCAGUACCCACUACUGCUACUUGCUAUACAAUCUCAGCUGCAAAUGGCAGCAAUUGUCAAUAAUGUCUCCCUGGAUAUACAUUAUUUGGAAGCACUUGUUAAACUUGUGCCACAAGCAAGAAUUAGAACUGUUUAACAUGCACUGCAAAUGCAGAUAACACUGGAUUGUAAUGCACUUCCUGCUAAAAUGGAUAUGUGAUAGAUUCUGCUAACAACGCUUGUGUUGCAUGCGCAAGUGGAUGCACCAAAUGUACUUUGAUUGCAGCCACCCAAAACACUGCAUAGAGUACCUCAUGCAGCACUUGUAACGAUGGAAAUUACUUGGACAACACCACUGGAAGAUGCUUUGCUUGCCCAUAUGAUUGCAAGACCUGCGAUACUAAAUAUGUAAUUAUUCUAUAUAUUCUUAGACAUGCACAACAUGCAAGGAUGGAUUUUACUUAAAAUAAUCACAAACUACAUUCAAUGGAAAAUAAUAAACCUUCAAACCAUGUUACCCAUGUUAAUCUAAUUGUGCAACAUGCUCAGCCAACGGAAAUGUCUGUUUGACAUGCUCAAGUGGAUAUAUUUUGUAAAAUGGUGGAUGUGUCAACUUGUAAUAAACAAUCGUCAAUGACGCCAACAAGUACAAUUACGCAAAUUGCUAUUAACUUGACACAACUAACACUGGAUGUCUUAACUGUUUAGCUGGAUUCUACUUAGAUGCCUCAAAGGUUUGUUAAGAAUGUGUCUCUCCAUACAAUAAUGUAAGAUAAGUCAAUUAACCCUUAGUUUGUUUGUGGCCUCAAACCAGUAAGUCCAACCAAUCCAGUAGACCCAGGAAAUAAUAACAACAAUAAUUAACCACCAACUGACACAACUAUCCAAAUUGGAUAAAAUCCAGCUCCACCAAGUUCAUAUUCAAUUAUAUUGGGAAUGCUAAUAAUCAUAGUUUUAUAAUGAGCAUUUUUAGAUAAUCACAAUUAUAUUUUAAAUAA
Molecule: messenger RNA, 4322 nt
Organism: Paramecium octaurelia
Lineage: Eukaryota; Ciliophora; Oligohymenophorea; Peniculida; Parameciidae
Source: the annotation of a GenBank genome assembly